This is a messenger RNA of Labrus mixtus (cuckoo wrasse), 3713 nucleotides long. RefSeq lists its product as uncharacterized. The record is from RefSeq and is a predicted model, not a curated record. Gene Ontology annotation, biological process: protein dephosphorylation; G protein-coupled receptor signaling pathway; negative regulation of JUN kinase activity. Gene Ontology annotation, cellular component: heterotrimeric G-protein complex; cytosol; cytoplasm. The transcript is spliced from 7 exons. NCBI's taxonomy places the organism in Eukaryota, Metazoa, Chordata, Actinopteri, Labriformes, Labridae. Bases 310 to 3207 code for a protein of 965 amino acids. Gene Ontology annotation, molecular function: protein tyrosine/threonine phosphatase activity; MAP kinase tyrosine/serine/threonine phosphatase activity; G-protein beta-subunit binding.
ACGCCAGCUGAGUGAGCCAAGCACUCUGCAUCACAUUUUAUUUAUUUAACUCUUUGUCUCUGGAGCCCGGCAGAGCUGUGCGUCUUACACUCUAACCAGGGUGCUUUCUUUCCUUUUAAGAAAAGCGUUUUUUUUUAUAGUUAAGUAUAUGAAGAAGCGGGCUGGCAGGGAAGGUGUUACACAUCUGGAUCAUACCAACGCGUCGGCUCUGCUCGGGCCACUAUACAGACAUGAGGAGCCCUCACUCCGCUGCGCAUCAGUGAUGAACACACCACAGCACUGGCACGCUUGAUCGUUGCAUAAACCCAGAUGCCUCCCCUCCCUCUUGAUGAGCGCAUAGUGGUCAUUCAGCGCCCUAAAAACUUAGUCCUGUGUGAGUCCUCCCCGCAGAGCAUCCCUCAGCACGCCUCUCAACUAUCAGCCUCUACCAAUGGACAAGUGGCCCACCCUCCUCACCUCCACCCCUCUCAGUCCCAUUUCUACUCGCCCUCAUGUAAAGCUCUGACUCUGGAAUGCAAGCGCAGAUCAACUCGCGUGCAGAAAUUCAAGGGCGACCAGCCUGCAGUCCCAGCCGGUGUCAGACAUAACCCUAGCCACUGCCACAGCAAUGGCACAGUAACUCUUGGCCCACGGCUGCCCUCCCACACACAUACUAUUGAUAUCAGGGUGACAGUGGACAAAGGUGGACGGGGAGGAGGAUAUAGCAACUCGUUAGGGCGCAGUGGAACAGUAAAGGGUAACAGAGGGAAAUGCGUCACUUCACACUGGGAUCAAGGGCAGUGUGAGAGAACUGCUGGUAAGCCAGGUGGAGCAGAACACAAGGCACAGCGAAGUAACCAUAGUCUGCUUCCGUCUACCCCUGGAGGAGUCCUACAGUUUGUCCCAGCUCAGGCUCACAGAUUCAGGAGUGAAAAAGAAAAAGAAAACGCUAGUUUCCUCAACAGGGGCGACCAGGAGUUUCACUCUCAAGGUCACAAGAAAAAUUCCAAACUGGGAACUGCCCAUCAAAGCCAUAACAGUCACACUCUGCCCUAUCACCAAAACUCCGUCCCUGUGCCCCAUGCCGCCAUCCUAAACUCCAACUAUCCCUCAUCCCCUCCCUCCCAACCUGCCCAUGUCCCUGUCUCAUUCCAGCAACUCGGCCACCCCCACCUGUCCCACAGGAGGGAUCACCGCCCUCACAUCCUGCAUGGUCUACCCAUUUCCCCCUGCUCCUCCCACGCUGGAGGCUUCCCCAGCCCUGACCAUACUUGCACUAUCGACUGCACCCAUCCUUUCAGUUGUGGCUGCUGGCGGCUGGUAAGAUGCAGAGGGUAUAAGGGUCACUCGGCUAGCUGUCAGGGAGGUGGAGGAAGCUCUUCCACCUCAUUUUCCUGUGGUCACAAUGUCGGAGCAGUGAAAAGAGGAGGCAAAGAAAUGGGCCUUAGAAAUCUCGGGGGGUGUCUCUCCAACGCCUCCACCUCCAACACGUCUUCUUCUAACAGCACGGUGUCUGACUGCCGAGCAGGCCUCUUCAAACCUCUCCGUUGUGCCUCCUGCUCUGGUGAGGCCAGAAACUUCGAGAGUCCUGCUAUCCUACGCAAAAAACUGGUUGGAGGAUGUCUACCCUGUACCCCGUUGUCCUCUUCAGCCCCUCUCCGUGCCAUUCAGAGCUGUGUCACGGGCUGCAACCCCAAAGCCUCUCAGACAGGCAGCUCCACCUGCAGCUAUUGCAGCAGCGACCCCAUCGUGGUGACGUUCAACCCUCGGCGAGGCAAGCCCCCAGGAAGAGGCGUCGGAGGAGCUCAACGAAUGGGUAUGUUCCAAGCUGAUGAUGAUGACUAUAGCGUGCGUACUAUCUGGCCUGAAGAGCUGGCCAAGAAGAUGACCCACUCUAAAGCCCAGAAGAAUCACUGUGCUGGAAUGGGAGUCGGCGUUGGGAAGACCUGCUCCAGCCAGGCACAAAAUGGCAGCAACGGAGCAGGCCUCGUCCUGCUGGACUGUCAAAACCUCCAGGAAUAUCCGCAGUCUCAGCUAAUCGACCACGCUGGCAGACGGCGCCUUCAGCAGGGAAAAAUGGCCGCCCUCGACUUUGUGAAUCGCAGGUCAGGAUCAGGGUACGACGAAGGCAGAAACUCGCUCAAGCGGCUCUUGAAUAAAGCUGAAGAUUUAGGAAUGGGGGACAGUCACGAGCAAGACGGCGAUGCAGCAUAUCCACGUUCCCCCUCUCCUCGCUCUGCCUCCCCGCCUUCACCUGUGUCCUUUUCGCCUCCACCAUCAGCCCCAAGCACACUCAUCAAACCGAAACCUUGGCAGAGAGACAGGGAGGGAGGACACUCGCUGCCAACGGCUCAGUCUCUUCACCUGGCCCUCAACUCCUUGAACAGAGAGCAAGAUGAGGAGAACAGCAGAAUGCACUUGUCUCUGCCGCUCUCCUCGUCGUUGCCAGCUUCUCUGUCUGACGAGAGUUUGAUGACUCCCGACGCAGAGAACGCCGUGGUUAGUGCCAUCCUACCCUUCCUGUUUCUGGGGAACGAGAGGGACGCCCAGGACCUGGACCUGCUGAUGCGCCUCAACAUCGGCUACGUGGUUAAUGUGACUACUCACCUGCCCCUCUAUCACGUCAACUCUGGACUUCGCUACAAACGGCUGCCUGCCACUGACAACAGCAAGCAAAACCUUCGACAGUACUUUGAGGAGGUUUUUGAGUUCAUUGAGGAGGCAUAUCAGAGUGGACAGGGAGUGCUGGUGCACUGCCAGGCCGGCGUGUCCCGUUCUGCAACCAUCGUCAUCGCCUACCUUAUGAAGCACACCCUCAUGACAAUGACAGAUGCCUACAAAUACGUGCGAAGCCGGCGCCCAGUGGUGUCCCCCAAUCUCAACUUCAUGGGCCAGCUCUUGGAGUUCGAGAGGGACCUCAACUCGGGCGUGACUCCUCGGAUCCUGAUGCCUAAACUUAAUGGCGUCGAGACGCAGGUGCAUGUAUCAGUCCUGUACAGAAUGAAAGGAGACACCCCAGUGAACAGCACCAUGAGUGUCGGUCAGGCAAGGAAGCUGGUGGAGCAACUGAAGAUAGAGGCUAGUUUCUGCAGGAUAAAGGUAUCAAAGGCCGCAGCCGACCUGAUGGCGUACUGCGACGCACACUCCUGUGAUGACCCCCUGAUCACCCCCGUGCCCACCUCAGAGAACCCUUUCAGGGAGAAGAAAUUCUUCUGCGCUCUGCUUUGAGACCAAUCAGGGAUUGUUGUGAUUUCAAGUACAGCUGUACAGUGUGUACAUGUAUGUACAGUGUGUACAUGUACUUCCAAUUCAAAUAAGACGUCCAUGUACUAUAGUAACCUUGCAUAAAAGCUGCCGAUGUACAGUAGAUCAUCAAUUACAACAAAACGUCUAGAUCCAAAUUCUUGAAGUGCUAGCGUCUGUCUCAGAGUUAGAGGGAUAGAGCAAAAAACAGCGUAGGGAUUUGAAACAAAACCUUAACAUUUAAUCAAAUAAAGACUCCAAGUAUCCAAAAGAUAUUUAAAAAAAACAGCUUUCAUGAUACAUACAUUUCAUGCUCAUUUAUAUAUUAUAGGUAACUGCCAGAAAGGAAUAGCUUGAGCAUCAUCAAGUGUCUUAACAGAGUCGUGUGGAGGGUUUUGGAUUGUGGUGGUGCUACCAAUUUUGCUCUAACUGGGUCGAUCUGAAAACUGAGACAAGACAAGCCUAUGUUAUGUAAUCAACUACUUCAUAUU